AUCCUUAUAUUUUACUAUUUUAUAUGAGACAUUUAUAUGAAUCAAAAAAAUAUACUUUUUUAAAACCUGGCACAAUAUCAACUAAAAUAAUGAAUUGCGACGUAUCCUUGACAAAAAUAGAUUUACAAGUUUUGAAAAUUCUGAUGGUAUAAUGAGUUAUCUGAGUAAAUUUGUGAAAAAUAUUAAGCAUCCUCUUUUAAGGGGAAUGGCUUCUUAUGGAGUGAUAUGGCCUAUUUCAAGUUUAAUUCAACAAACUUUCGAAGGAAGGAGUUUUGAAGACCAUUCCUAUGAUUGGUGGAGGUGUGCUCGUUUUGGAUUUUAUGGAUCAUGCUAUGUUGCUCCUACCUUGUAUAUUUGGUUUUCAAUUGCAAGUGCUGUGUGGCCAGGGAGUACAUUGAAGUCUGCUGUGAUAAAGACUUGUAUUGAAACAAUAACCUACACACCAUUUGCUAUGUGUAGCUUUUACUUUGGAAUGAGCUUAUUAGAAGGUAAAUCAGUGGAAGAUGCAGUUGCAGAAGUUAAAGCAAAGUUUUGGCCCACAUAUAAGGUAGGAGCCUCGGUGUGGCCUAUUGUAGCAGUGACAAACUUCUGGCUAAUUCCCCCAGCAAACAGAGUUCCUUUCAUAAGUGUUUGUAGUCUUAUAUGGACAUGUUUCUUAGCUUAUAUGAAACAUUUAGAUAAAGAAAAUUUGCCUCAAAGAUUUAAACAUAGAUCUGUUUAAUGGCAGAUAGUUAAGAUAAUAUUAGCCAAUUUUUUAGUAAAUUUUGACAUAAAAUGUCAGUACAUAGUACUAUAAUUUUAUUUAUUAGUUAUAUUUUAUAAUUUCAUGAGUGAUAUUUUAAUAAAGUCAAAUUGUAAAUAGUAAAAGUAUUACGAAAUAUAAGUAUUAAAAUACAUUUAGGUUACAGGU
Molecule: messenger RNA, 910 nt
Organism: Pieris brassicae (large cabbage white)
Lineage: Eukaryota; Metazoa; Arthropoda; Insecta; Lepidoptera; Pieridae
Product: mpv17-like protein
Exons: 4
Coding region: 152-721 (189 amino acids)
Cellular component (GO): membrane; cytoplasm
Source: RefSeq, a predicted model, not a curated record